Myotis brandtii (Brandt's bat) is the source of this 2349-nucleotide messenger RNA. RefSeq names its product deltex 1, E3 ubiquitin ligase (gene DTX1). Gene Ontology annotation, cellular component: nucleoplasm. Bases 192 to 1343 code for a protein of 383 amino acids. The transcript has 11 exons. Gene Ontology annotation, biological process: protein ubiquitination; Notch signaling pathway. The record is from RefSeq and is a predicted model, not a curated record. Gene Ontology annotation, molecular function: ubiquitin protein ligase activity; zinc ion binding. NCBI's taxonomy places the organism in Eukaryota, Metazoa, Chordata, Mammalia, Chiroptera, Vespertilionidae.
UGGGCUUCCCGCCGCAGAACGUGGCCCGCGUGGUGGUGUGGGAGUGGCUGAAUGAGCACAACCGCUGGCGGCCCUACUCGGCCACCGUGUGCCACCACAUCGAGAACGUUCUCAAGGAGGAUGCCCGCGGCUCCGUGGUCCUGGGGCAGGUGGAUGCCCAGCUGGUGCCCUACAUCAUCGACCUGCAGUCCAUGCACCAGUUUCGCCAGGACACAGGCACCAUGCGGCCCGUGCGGCGCAACUUCUACGACCCCUCGUCGGCGCCGGGCAAGGGCAUCGUGUGGGAGUGGGAGAACGACGGCGGCGCCUGGACGGCCUACGACAUGGACAUCUGCAUCACCAUCCAGAACGCCUACGAGAAGCAGCACCCCUGGCUCGACCUCUCGUCGCUCGGCUUCUGCUACCUCAUCUACUUCAACAGCAUGUCGCAGAUGAACCGCCAGACGCGCAGGCGCCGCCGGCUGCGCCGCCGCCUCGCACGUGCCUCCAUCCCGCCCGGGGUCCCCGCGCUCCCGGUGAAGAACUUGAAUGGGACCGGCCCAGUCCACCCGGCCCUGGCAGGGAUGACCGGGAUCCUGCUUUGCGCUGCCGGGCUGCCCGUGUGCCUGACCCGGGCACCCAAACCUAUCCUGCACCCGCCGCCGGUGAGCAAGAGCGACGUGAAGCCCGUGCCCGGUGUGCCCGGGGUGUGCCGCAAGACCAAGAAGAAGCACCUCAAGAAAAGUAAGAACCCUGAGGAUGUGGUUCGAAGGUACAUGCAGAAGGUGAAGAACCCGCCUGAUGAGGACUGCACCAUCUGCAUGGAGCGGUGUGGCCACAUGUACCACCUGCUGUGCCUGGUGGCCAUGUACUCCAACGGCAACAAGGACGGCAGCCUGCAGUGCCCCACCUGCAAGGCCAUCUACGGGGAGAAGACGGGCACUCAGCCCCCCGGGAAGAUGGAGUUCCACCUCAUCCCCCACUCGCUGCCUGGCUUCGCGGACACCCAGACCAUCCGCAUUGUCUAUGACAUCCCCACAGGCAUCCAGGGCCCUGAGCACCCCAAUCCAGGCAAGAAGUUCACCGCCAGAGGCUUCCCGCGCCACUGCUAUCUGCCCAACAACGAGAAAGGCCGGAAGGUGUUGCGACUGCUCAUCACCGCCUGGGAGCGGAGGCUCAUCUUCACCAUCGGCACGUCCAACACCACGGGCGAGUCGGACACCGUGGUGUGGAACGAGAUCCACCACAAGACCGAGUUCGGAUCCAACCUCACGGGCCACGGCUACCCGGACGCGAGCUACCUAGACAACGUGCUGGCCGAGCUCACAGCCCAGGGCGUGUCGGAGGCCACGGCCAAAGCCUGAGGCCCCAGGCUGCCCACGGUCCCUCCUGCUUUGCCCCUGGCCCAGCACAGGCCUCCCUCCACCAGGUCUGUCUUCCUGGUGGCCCAGGUUCAGGGCUGGGGAGGAGCCUGUGGAAGAAGCCAGAAGCGCUCUGGACAUUUGGCUGGUGGCCACUGGGAAUGAUGGGAAGACGGCAGGCCGGCCAGCUCCAACUCUGGGAGGGUCGCAGGGAGAGCACCAGAGACCACAGCGACCUCCCUCCCACCCCUCACACAAACAGUGUCCUGUUGAACACAUGCACGCACACCCACGUGCCUCUACUUGCCCCCAAUCUGGGGGGGAAGAGACAGAAGACCCCUGUGACACUCCAUGUGGAUCCCGUGUGUGUCUGUCACCUCCGUCCGUACAAGCUUGUCUGCCAGCAGGAGGAUUCCGGUCAAGCACGUAGGGACCUGCUGGGGCUCCUGGGGGAGAAGGGGACCCUUGGGGAGCUCUGCUGACCCCGUCUGUGUCACCAUCUCUGCCCUGAGCAGUUCUGCAAAGGGGCCAGCCAGAGAGAGGGGGCCUAGAGGUAUCAUUUGUGCUCGUGUCUCCUCAUCCUCUAGGACCCUGACCUCCUCCUCCGCCCUUCCCAUCCCCAGGCCUAUGUCUGUCCCAGAUAAAGGCGCUGUUCUCCUUUCCUCCCACCCCAUCCUCUCCACCAAGUCGUUCGUUUCCAAUGUCGAGACCCAAAGGCCGGGGCUUCUGGCUUCGGGAGCGAGGCGAGGAGGCCUGGCUUAAGCCAGCGGGUCUGGAAAAGCAGACGAGAGCAGAGCGUCCAUUUCCCUUACUUGGAAGUGGGCAGUGGGGUGGCUGAUGGUCUCCACCAACCAGGGGCCUGUUGCCCAGGCAACUCACCAGCUCCGCCUCUGUUGAUUGGCUGCCACGGUGGAAGUCAGCCAAGAAUUAAAGGGACGCCAGUGAUCGCUCUUUUGAAAACCUACCAGUCCCACUGUGGGUGGAGAAAUAAACGGUCUUUCUCCUCCUC